CCAUCAAGUAUUGGUCCGCUUCAUUAAUGGCGUAUAGCCGGGAAUGAAGAUUAUUUUACCUCUUUCCAAAUAUAUUUUGUAAAAUUCGCUUAAUUAUAAUUAAACAAAAUUACAAAGUGCAUCGACGGCCACAUAAAGUGUAAUCUAGUGCAACCGAAUUUCGCCCAUUGAACAGUGAAAUGAUCCGAAUUGCAAAUGGCUGUCAAAAAAAAUUUAGUAGCUGUUUCAAAGAGUCAAGAGAAAAAAGUUUUGCAAAUUGAAGGAAUAAUUUCGAAGCUAAAAUGGAAAAAGACAUUCAAUUGAAGUAGUUGGACAGAAUUGGUGUCGGUUUACGUUUACGUGUGAACAAUCAAAGUGAUUUUUUGUUACAAAAAAAAAAUAUUUUUGAUGCGUUUCCCCUUGCUUAUAAAAGAAAAGAAAACCGAAUUUCCCAGAACGAAACGUUAUUUUCCCGUUCCGUUUGUGAACAACUAACAUGGUAGAUCCGUUCCAAGUAUUGGAUAAUGGGAAUACUUUAUCUGGCACUAAUGAAAAUCAAAUCCUUCUAAGACUCAAACAAAACAUGAAUGAAGAAUCAACAAAUUUGAGAAUAUGCAAUGAACCAACCGACCAUGCAACCAAUGACGAAGAGAAAAAAACCGUUGACUUCGAUGCACCGAGAGCGGAUACAAACGACGGCAAUGUUGAUCAAACGGUCGAACCGGACAAUUUGGAUCAGCUGAAAAUGGGAGUACCAUUGAACCAUCAAUCCUACGAACUAAAUCAUUUGCCGUAUCACAGUAACAGCAACAAAAAUGAACAAAACUUCAGCGACAAUUUGGAUAAACCGAGUGCAUAUUGUGUCAGUGAUAAUUCUGAAUCGGAAUCGGGUGUGUUGGACGCUGAUGCCGAUUUCCUGAUAACACGUCCCGUUCAUGAACCAGUGAACAGUGAAACGUUUACAAAACAUUUUGAACUUAGUGUGAGUAGUAGCAGUAGUAGUUGUACUUCAAAUAUAAAUUUAUGUGACACAGAUCCGUCGAAUCAAAGUCAACAAACAGCAACAGUAACAACAGUCAAAUGCAAUAGUGUCAAUAGUAGCAAUUCCACUUUAACAACAAAUUGUGGCAAUCUAAGUGAAUCUGUAGCCGAUAUGGAAACGAUAAAGAGUUACGAUAGUCCCACGUCGACCACGACUGAUGCACAGGAGACGCCAGCGGACAAUCGUCGAGUGGAACCGCUGAAAAUCAAUUUGCACCGUGAACCGAUCAAAACGAUAAUCAAAAUUCCGAAGCACGUGCCCGACGAAACGAUCCCCAAAAUCACAAUCAAAUCCAUCAAAUUACCGCACACCGGCGUCUGUGACGAUGAUGUGCCCAAGCACACGUUAGUCGUUGAUUCGUCGGUGUCGACGACAAGCAGCAGCGGCCAAAACUGUUCGUCAUUCGAUACGCCCAGCGAGCCGCACGUCAUACCAAAAUUAACCAUUCGGAAUUCCGUCAAUUCGUUUGGCAUUGCCGGACAGAGUGAAAUUGUUCCUAAACUGACCAUCAAAAUGGACAAUCACAUAGCGUCAUCGCAGGCGAAUAACAAAGACAAAACGAUCACCUCCGACGAUGGCAUCAAGCUGACAAUAAAACCGAUUCUAGAGCCGCCCAUUCCCAAGCUGACGAUCAAAACGAAUUCGAAUGAUUGCGCGGAGGUGGUGAAUAAUACGAAUGCGUCCAAAUUUUCGAUAAAUGUCAGUCCCAGCAGUCCAUCGUCGUCAUCAGCUGCUAUGAAUAAACUAAAUCGAUCCGCCACCAACGCAUCCAAGUCGGAAAGUAUUGUGCCGAAAAUCAAAAUCACCAAGACCGAUCCUUUGGGCGAAGUUCCUCAAUUUACCAUCGCCAAAUCGGACGAUGUGUCGACGAAAGACAAUGUGGUGAAAAUGGUGCCGAAAUUGGUGGUCAAAUUGCCCAAAGAAAGUGACUCCGAACAAACAAAAUCCAAAUCGUACGACGAGAGCGAUGCAUCCGAGCCGGCAGUCGAUGAAAUCGUGCCAAAGAUUACGAUUCGACAAGUUAAACAGCCAUCCGAACCCGUGUCAAACGAAAACAUUAUCAUACCCAAAGUGACUAUCAAGCCAAUCAUCAAUCCAAACAAUGAGUCAAACGAUUCGGAACCGUUGGUCACACCGAAAAUCACAAUCAAACCCAUCCCGAAACCGUUGGACAUAACACAGCCGUUAGAAAUUGUGACAUCAUCGCCAACGACUGCCAUAAAAUUGUCCGAAUCGUCAACAAAUGAAAGCCAGCAAUCGCCUCGUAUUAUUUUGAAAAUCAACAAAACGACGUCGGAAACGAUAUCGAAAUGUGCGACUGACGUGGAGGACAGUGGUGUGACAGUGAUUCAAAAAGAUCUUAUGCCCAACAAUUCGAUAAGCAAAAAACCAGCAAUCCCAUUUCCAACGACAGUUUCAACGGUCGAAAAUGAACUGAAGCGAACCAAUUCCGUUAUUCACACUCCGGUAGAUAACAAACGGCUGAAGUUGGAUCCAUGUCUGAAUGCAGCCGAUGAAAUUAUCAAUUUAGAUUCGGAUGAGGACAAUGUCAGCGAACCGAUGGAAGCCGCUAGUCCAAAAAUAGAGUCGAAUAAUCGACAUGAAGGCGAACAAUUACAAUCAAUUCAACAUCUCCAGCCGUCUAUUCAGCAUGACACGAUAGCAACGCAACAAAAUGAAACAACGACGACGACGAUCCUAACGAUGCCAGUGACUUCUGCUGUUACAGCCACUUCGAACACAGCUACGGUGAUACCUGCGACGACGACGACGACAUCAACACCGCCGAUAAUGACCCAAAAACACAAUUCAAACAGUACCGCCGAAAAUAUCAAACCAAAACUACCAUUCCCGGGAAAUUUUUUCCUCAGCGAAGAUGUGCGACCCGAAAUUCCUCAUCCACUGCUGACGCACAACAUUGAACGCGCUAAAUUGUUAGUUAGCAUGAUGAAUGCCAAUGCCGAUCCGCCGAAAGACGAUCAAACCAAAGGCAAACGUCAAAAUGUUAUCAUACUCAGCGAAGGAUCCAGUUCGGACUGCAUUAUGCUGGGCGACAAUGGGACAUCGUUGCCGAAUUCCAUUGAUUUUGGUGUGAGCAAUUUAAAUGAAAAUGGCCAGAAUAAUGCGGAUCGUGACUCGGGUGUGGAUGUUUCGAAUUCGAUUAAGUCGGGCGCUGACGAUGUACUCGAGGAUGUUACACCGGUCAAACGGGGUAGAGGCCGACCGAGAAAGGAUGUGGCUACACCUGCUGUUGCGCGGAAAAAGGCUGAAGAGAAUCAAACAACACCACGACAAUUCGCCGGCGUACUAAUGCCGCCCGAAAAUCCACCUACUGAUCCGAAUACUCCACAACCUCCAAACAGUCCAAUGAAAUCGGGUCGAAAGCGUAGAAUACGGAUCGACGAUGACGAUGAAUCGCCAACGUUCAAUCCACUAGCACGGGGAAUACGACGUGGACGAGGUCGAGGCGGUCGAGGAUCACGAGGCGGACGAGGUAGUUUGCGAAAGCAAAUGCAUCGUUCGUUAAUGGCUUCGCCGGACAAGUCGGGUGGUGAAGCUUCACCAUUCACAUCGCCAGAUGCCAAGGGCCGACGAAAACAAAUAUUGAAAGAAAUCUCAACGCCAAGCCUACAAGUAUUUGAGGAAGAUACACGAAUGAGCGCAGAUUUAACGUCGCCCAUCACGAGAAACUUGGAAUUCCUUCAAAAUGAAGAGUCACAAAGCUCACUUCACAGCAGCAUAAGUGCAGCCGCUAUGAAUGAGGGCAGUACGACCUGUCCGGGAACAGCGAAGAAACGUGGAAAAAUCGAAGUGGUUGAUCCGGAAGGACGCACCGAAUUCACCGUCGAAAUGAUAGCCGAAUAUGACUGGCCACCGCCGAAAGGUUGUUGUCCGGCACGUAAUCGUGACACGUACAUGAUACAGGAACAAGUCGCCGAGUAUUUGGGCGUGAAAUCGUUUAAAAGAAAAUACCAAGAACUGCCCCGACGAAUGGUGGAAAUGGAAGAGCGAAAUUAUUUGAUGGAAAAGGGAUUGGUGUCGGAGAAAAUGUGUGAUUUAGGUUUAACGGCUGUUUUAGCAUCGGAUGUGCUAGAUAUCAUGCACAAUGAUUUCUACGAAAAAUACGAGGAGUACAAACGGUUUCUGCGGGAGAAACACAUACGAGAUCUGGCGGCGAAACAGAAGGCUAUGCAAGCGGAAGCGGUCGAAAAGAAUCUGAGUGCAAGGGAACAUGCUAUACGUGCUGCUUCUCUAUGGAACAUUAAUUUCAAUAAAUCUCGAAAAGAGGAUCGACGGCAGUGUUUAGACCUUCAGAAUUUCGUCAUAAAUCUUCCCGAAACGGUUAGACAGAAACUCACCCGUCCUUCACCUGCCCCAUCUCAUUAUCCUAUAGCUCUUGUGCCAGGACAAUUCCAAGAUUUCUACAAAGAGUACACUCCGGCUGAAUUGAUUUGCUAUCCAAUCAAUUCGGCACUGGCCGAUCCCAUCGAGUUGAACAAAAAGUUCCAGAAUCUGUUGAAAUCUUCGCGUCGUGAUGAUAGUGACAGUUCGUCGGACAGUGAUGAUGACGAUGAUUCGUCCGAUUCGGAUUCCGAUGGUUCAUCAGACUCAUCGGACGAGGAAAACGCCAAUAUCACAAGCAAGUGUAGCGUGUGCGACAACCCCCAAAAUUCAAAUCAAAACAACAAACCCGAAUUAUUUGUGCACUGCUCGAAGUGUCGGCGGAAAGUCCAUCCCAGUUGCAUUGAAAUGUCGUCAAGGAUGACGCUACGCGUACGUGAAUACGAUUGGCAGUGUGCUGAGUGCAAGUGUUGCAUCAAAUGCAAACAGGAGGUGAAUGAGGACAAAAUGCUGUACUGUGAUCAAUGCGAUCGAGGAUAUCACAUUUAUUGCGUUGGCAUCAAAGCCGUACCGUCAGGCCGAUGGCACUGCGACAACUGUUCCAUAUGCAGCCUAUGUGGUACACGAAGCGCCGAAGGGUAUCCCAAUCUGAGUUUAACCAAACCGCAACGCCGAAAAUUGGCCGCAUCGGCCACAUGGAACCAUCAAUAUCGUGUGAACGAAUCGAACAGUGUGCGCGAACAUAUCGGUAUGUGGUGUGAGCCGUGUACGCGGCUCAAUGAAAAUACAUAACAAUAAAAAGAAAGUUUGUGUUGGACACCGAGAGAGAAUUUGUUAAAAUAAAAGAAUCCGGACGAUUCAAAAAAAAAUUGUGAAUUUCUUUAUGUGGCCGCGGAUAAGAAAAUGUGGACAUUCAGUGAGUGAUAAAAGGAAUGACGAUGAAGAUUAAACUUUGUUUGAAUUUUUCUCUUAAAUUUUGUAAUUGGAUUCUGUUCGUGGUGAAAGUGCAACCGUGACAAAAAGUACAUAAUGGAAAUAAGGACGUUGAUUCAAUGUGACACGAAUUGGGGAGAGACAACAUAGAAUUCUAUUAUAUUAACUGGACAUGUAAAACAAUGAGCAAAACGCGAUUAGAUGUAAGACUUAUUUUGUAAAUAAAUUGAAUAUUUAAUGCAAAGAAGAACUAAAGAGUUAAAAAGAAGAAGUAAAAUGAAAAAGUAUUUAUUGAUGAAACAAAAAAAAAACAUUUAUAGUGCGGGAGAGGUGUGGGGAGCUUUAAUGGAUUUACAAGAUUCAACAAAAUACGGGAAAUUAUCUUCUUCUUCGUCGGGUAUAUAUUUAAACGAUAAAGUGGCUGAUUAGUAAAUUAAAAGAAAAUUUGGUUUUUAGUUCUCUUCCGAAACAAAACUGAUUAAAGAGACACGACACCCAUUAAUAGAAGAAGAAGAAAUUUUCUUAGAAACAAAAAUUCUCUUCAAAAUUCAGUUAGACAUUUUAAGUGGCAAUUGAAUAUUACGAAAGAAGAUUU
Molecule: messenger RNA, 5891 nt
Organism: Bradysia coprophila
Lineage: Eukaryota; Metazoa; Arthropoda; Insecta; Diptera; Sciaridae
Gene: e(y)3
Product: PHD finger protein enhancer of yellow 3
Biological process (GO): nervous system development; regulation of DNA-templated transcription
Cellular component (GO): nBAF complex
Source: RefSeq, a predicted model, not a curated record